AUGCUGGAUAACCAGUUGUAUAUAACCGAUGACGACUACAGGCCCACAGUUGAAAUUGUAUCGCCUCCUACGGUAGUGACAUCUGAGGAGAAUUGGGAAGAUGAUAACACCACAUCCUACAAGCCGGACUUAAGUAAGAAAGGCCCUCAUAUUAUAACCAAGAUAAAGGGUGCUACUCCCUCAGAGCGAAGGAAGGCCCGUAUGGAGGGCAUAAAGAAUUACCGUCCUGCUGAAGUUAAUAAGUAA
Messenger RNA from Parnassius mnemosyne (clouded apollo), 246 nucleotides. The record is from the annotation of a GenBank genome assembly. Lineage: Eukaryota; Metazoa; Arthropoda; Insecta; Lepidoptera; Papilionidae.